Molecule: messenger RNA, 3718 nt
Organism: Diorhabda sublineata
Lineage: Eukaryota; Metazoa; Arthropoda; Insecta; Coleoptera; Chrysomelidae
Product: fez family zinc finger protein 2-like
Exons: 2
Coding region: 313-1437 (374 amino acids)
Source: RefSeq, a predicted model, not a curated record
ACUGUCUUGUUUGCGCUUUUUCCAAAUUUAGAAGGGGCAAAGUUCACGUUACCAUCGGCUGCCAAACAGCCAGCUAACAGUUAGCCCUUUGAAGUCAACCGACGGAUAACCUCAUUGGAUUAGAUUCGUUUAUAAAAAAAAUGUUCUAAAAGUGUGGAAGAUAAUAUGAAAAUGUGAAUAAAAAAGUAUUGUGACUGUGGCAUUUAGUGAAUCAUUAAAACAAUUAUGUUUGUUUGCUGUAUAUCGGAAAAUUGAAUUUAUUCAAAUAGGAAUUAUAGUACGACUUUAUUCGUUAAGUAGGAAUUUUACUAGAUGUUCAAGAUGGCUUCGGAAAUAUCGACAAAUAUUUGCGCACCGCCUCAAAAACCUCCAUCUCCACCCACAAGAACUUUAAAUUUUUCUAUCGCAAAAAUAAUGGAGCCUGACAAUAAAAUGAAGAAAUCGAAUUUAGAAAUAGACAAGGACAACAGUAUCUUAAAUCUCUCUCAUGCUUCAGCAUUCGAAUCCGCUUUCAAGAAGUAUGUUCCAAAUGUUCUUAGGUCUCCAGAAAUUUUGCAGAAUUAUCCUUUAGUAUAUUACCACCCCAGUCAACUAAUGCUAGGAUCAGUAUCUGUAUAUACUUCAUCGGUAACUCAAGAUCCUCCCGGUCCAAUUGGAAACAGUUCUGGUGUAAAUCCCUUAUCUCUACAUUUUAAUCAAGUUAAAACAAGCCCCGUAAAAGCGCAACCAAAAAUUAGUACCCCCUCAAAUGGCAACUCGCCAAUUUUAACACCGAAGCAGAAGAGUUUUGAAUGUGGAGAAUGUGGGAAGGUAUUCAAUGCCCAUUAUAAUCUAACUAGGCACAUGCCAGUGCAUACAGGAGCUAGACCGUUCGUAUGUAAAAUAUGUGGAAAGGGUUUUAGACAAGCUUCAACGCUUUGUAGGCAUAAAAUAAUUCACACUUCGGAAAAACCUCACAAAUGCCACACUUGCGGCAAAGCAUUCAACAGAUCUUCUACCCUGAAUACGCAUGCACGGAUACAUGCCGGGUACAAACCUUUUGUUUGUGAAUUUUGUGGAAAGGGUUUCCAUCAAAAAGGCAAUUAUAAGAAUCACAAACUCACUCAUAGCGGGGAAAAAGCUUAUAAAUGCUCUGUGUGUUCAAAAGCGUUUCAUCAAAUAUAUAAUCUCACUUUCCAUAUGCACACUCACAAUGACAAGAAACCGUUUACAUGUAGGGUAUGUGGGAAAGGAUUUUGUCGAAAUUUUGACUUGAAGAAGCACAUGAGAAAACUUCAUGAAAAUAGUGGUAACUGCAUCGAACCCGACUUUAUGUCUAGUACUUCACAAGGACCAACUCCUGCUUCAUACUCCGGUGAUAGGAAUAUUCACCACUUCAUCAGCCCUUUCAUUCGUCCACCCAUGACUGUCCCAGUGUAUUCAUCGAAACUAUUGUGACCUUCGUAUUAAAUAUAACUGUUGUGUUCAUCAAAGAUGAUAAAUCUGUACAUUUAAUACUCAAUAUUACCAAGGUGAUUACAAUACCUAUUUGAAAACUAUAUUCACUCAGUUAAAAUUGUGCUAUCCAAACAGAAAAAUGUGUUAGGUAUUAUAACAAUUUUAAAAAUAAAUAUAAUAAUUAUCUUCAUAAUUUUGUUAUAAGUAGAAGUCUUCCAUAAUUAAUUAUUCUCUACUAGUAGGUGGUGCUCUAGUAUCUCAGUGGCAGUUGUAUUUUUCUACUAUGCCACACAUACAUUCGUUAUUACGACUCUUUUCUGUGUUUCGAAAUUGCAUCGUGAAACCGAUUCUAUAUUUUCCUGUUUCUACUACCAAUUUCAGUUUUAGAAUCCAAAAUGUAUUCUAAUAAAACCAACUCUAAAGCUUAUGGUUGGCAUUUUGUGAUGAUAAUUUCAUUCUUUUCUGCGCAUUUUCUUUUGACAAUAAUUACUGCAUUAUUAUUUGAUUUCCGUUUCUUAUACUAAUAGUAAUCAAAAUAUGUUUGCUUUCCUUGUUUAUUAUAUUGUUAACUGCCAAAAAUGUGUGAAUAUAAGAAAAAAAUUAUUCCAAAAAAUUAUUCACCUCAAGUAAUUGGUAUUAUAUAAAUAUGGAUAGAUAUUAUAUCUAAAGCAACAAAAUGAAACAUAAAUGAGUUACUGAAAUCAAUUUUAAUGAAAAUUAUUAGAUAGAUAAGUACAUUUAGUGUUAGGUACUAUUGAAGUCACUUUUCCAGAAAAAAAAAUAUGUAAGAAAACUGAGCGGCCGUGUUAUUUCUUUUGUGUUGCGGGAAAGAAAAUCAUUAUUUAUCUGUAGUUAAAUGCUAUUGAUGAGUUCAUAUACGUAUUUAACAAAGUUCUAUUGAUAAUAAUUUCUGACCAAGCUGGAAUUUUUGGAGUCUGAUGAUAUUCAUACUGAGCAAAUCGUAUACUAUUUAAAAAGUGUAAUUGUGAAUGCUGGUGUGAUGGAAGCAGUAAACAGUGAAUUCAGUAUAAAUAAUUUCUCAGAAAACCUUGGACCUAGAUAAUUUUUUCAGAAAUUCACAACUAAUUUCUUAGUAUCAGAAACAUCAGAAUUAUCUCAACGUUUUUGGCAUUCAACGAUUCUUCAGAACUAUUAUUACUGGUUGAAGGUAGAUCCUCCAGUAGAGAUUCAUAGUAUUGGAAGUGUAAUGGAUUGUCAAAAUUGCAUCUUUGCAGGUUUCAUUCCUGGAGUUGCCUGUUACAGCUUUCAAUCUAAAGUUCCUCCGUCUGAAGGAACAUCGAAUAUCAUCAUCCUUACUUUUUGUCGUUUCAAUAAAAGCUUAGGCAUUUUUAAGAAGAAAAUUUUCAAACAAAAAUAUCAAAGAACUGAUUCUGUCAAUAACUUUAAAUACUGAAGGACAUUUUUGUAAAAUUCACACUACUUCAGAUCAAUGUUAUGAAUGUGUAUAAUGGCUAACUUUUGUUACCAAUUGAGCAAAAAGGGACUGUAUCUUCUUUAAAUAACAAUACAAUAUGAUAUAAUUAUUUGAUAGAUUCUAAAACUCAAAAGCUAAACCUUUGUAUUACAAUUGCUGUCAAAAGUAAACAGGAUUACUUGUAUGUAUGGGAAAACGAGGUUUUCCAUUUGACAUUCCAUUCCUCGGCCUUCAUAAUAAAAUUUCUUGAAACCUUCCUUAGAUAAACUAUUGGAAAUUGACAGGUACGGCUUAGAAGGGAUGUUGUAGCAUUGCUCAAGGAAGUCUUAAUGCUUGGCAGGAAUACUUGAAUUCUCUCAAAAAUAUCUCCGGUGAGUGAAGAGAUUUCCUGGUUUGGUGUGAGUUCAUUUGUCUUUCUAAAAUGCGCUGGUAAGCCUAUCUGUUGAAAAUUAAUGAAAAGUCAUUUUGAGUAAAUUUUUUUAAAUAUUUAUUGCUAAUACAUUUGUGAAGAUCCUAAAACUGCAGAUACAUGUAAUGCAACGGCAGAGCAUUUUAUUUAUGUUAAUUUCUCACAAUACGUAUUUAUUUAUGAAUUGAAUGAAUGUACAGAUUAUUGUCUUCAGUUAAACGCAAUAUACUAAAAACUGGUGAUAGCCCGAUUGGACUUUCUUUCGAGAAUGCUUUGAUCUCUUUUUGAUGUGCAAUAUCUGAGAAAAACCUACAUUGAUCUACACCUGUAAAAUUUCUCAUCGCUUAGAUAUACAUUGUAAAAAAAUAUGUAUUUAGAAUCUAGUAACAUAAUCAAAUGAAUGUUAUUUAAUAUAAAUUAAAAUGUGUUUCAUUUUA